Molecule: messenger RNA, 624 nt
Organism: Oldenlandia corymbosa var. corymbosa
Lineage: Eukaryota; Viridiplantae; Streptophyta; Magnoliopsida; Gentianales; Rubiaceae
Source: the annotation of a GenBank genome assembly
AUGGAAGUAGAAGUCAAGCUCCGGUUGCCGGACGCAAACGCCCACCAACGCCUAUCCUCCGUCCUCUCGCCGUUCCAUCUCAAAACCCACAUCCAAGAAAACAUAUUCUUCGACGGCUCCAAUUCAGAGCUCUCCACCAACCUCGCCGCCCUCCGGCUCCGCUUCUACGACCUCGACUCCCGAUGUGUCCUCUCCCUCAAAGCAAAACCGGUAUUGGCCGACGGAAUCAGCCGCAUUGAAGAACACGAAGAGCCCCUGGACCCCGCAAUUGGCAGGGCAUGUAUGGCGGAGCCGUGGCGGCUGUUACAGAUGGAUCAAUCGUCGGAAAUUAUGAAGAGGGUGAAAGAAGAAUACGGGAUUAGAGAUGAUGAUUAUGACAAGAAGUUGGUUUGCUUGGGAGGAUUCAGAAAUGUGAGAGCAGUGUAUGAAUGGAAUGGAUUGAAGUUGGAGCUGGAUGAAACUCGUUAUGAUUUCGGGACGUGUUAUGAGAUUGAAUGCGAGACUUCUGAGCCUGAAAGAGUGAAGAUUUUGCUUGAAGAGCUGUUGAACUGCAAUGGAAUUCUGUAUUCUUAUUCUAAGGCUAAUAAGUUUGCCACUUUCCUGUCUGGAAAAUUGCCCCAGUGA